Setaria italica (foxtail millet) is the source of this 837-nucleotide messenger RNA. RefSeq lists its product as uncharacterized. The record is from RefSeq and is a predicted model, not a curated record. NCBI's taxonomy places the organism in Eukaryota, Viridiplantae, Streptophyta, Magnoliopsida, Poales, Poaceae. Bases 353 to 661 code for a protein of 102 amino acids. The transcript has 2 exons.
CCACCCUCCUUUUGCCAUGUACCAAAAGGGAGAGGGAAAAUAAGAAAAGAGGGAAGAGAAGGGAAAUUGGGGCACACCGCCGUCCGUCAUCGCCGUUCCUCUCAAAAAAUUGGUGGUGUUUCCUUUCCUCUCUCUAUUUUUUCUAAUUGGUUGCCUUACCUCGCUGUUCGUGGCAGUGCCGCCAUGUGUGGUGCAGUGUAGAACUUUAGAUGCAAUCGAUCGGGGCUGCUGUGAGUCCGUGACGUUCGUUGCUAGGGAGAGGAAAACGAUCGGAAGUCGUCAUUGGUAUCGCCACCGUCGCCGUUGCCCUUGCUAUUUUUACGGGAAACCCUAGCACGUAAACCUGUGGGAGAUGUACGUGCUAGAAGAGCUGUUCGAAGCAUCUGAAGGCGACUGCCCUCGCCUUCGCAAGAUCUGCGUCAGUCGGUGCCCGGACCUGAAGAGGCUGCCCUGCGCCCCUUCUCUGACGGAGCUGGUUCUCCACUGCGGCCUCCAGCUCCCUGACAUCCUGGAGCUUGCGUCCCUGGUGUAUCUGAAAAUCGAAGGCUUCCAUGGAGUCAGGUCGUUCAGCUUGCUGGCCGCUGCGGUGCUGAAGAAGCUGGAGAUCAGGUCUUGCAAGGAGCUCUCGUCGGUGGACGGGCUGUCGGCGCUGAGCCGCUGAUGACGGUUCAGAGGUUUAAGAUAGCAGGGUGUGCCCCAAGUUUGUACGUUCUGCCAAGAACCGAUAGCCUGACAACCUGAAUGUAAUAACUUGGUUCAGUGCUUGUUUAUAUUUUUCAUACGGAUUAUUACACGGCAAUGUCCAACACUGAUAUGACAAAAGACGUGUGAUUAGCC